Molecule: messenger RNA, 1626 nt
Organism: Bipolaris zeicola 26-R-13
Lineage: Eukaryota; Fungi; Ascomycota; Dothideomycetes; Pleosporales; Pleosporaceae
Exons: 4
Coding region: 1-1626 (541 amino acids)
Biological process (GO): carbohydrate transport; transmembrane transport
Cellular component (GO): membrane
Molecular function (GO): carbohydrate:proton symporter activity
Source: RefSeq, a predicted model, not a curated record
AUGGGUUGCUUUAACACUCAUGCCUCGGGGACCUUAGACCCACCAGAGGUCCGCAAUUGGCGGAUCCACACCAUUGCCCUUAUCGCGUCCAUGUCGGCGCUAGCCAUGGGUUAUGAUACGGCCGUCAUUGGCGGUACCAUGGCUCUCAACUCGUUCAUUCGAGACUUUGGCCUCAAUGGUAUCCCCAAAGCAAAUCGUGAUACCAUUCAGGGAAACAUCGUCUCUACUUUCCAGGCUGGCUGCUUCUUUGGUGCAAUCUUCGCGUUUCCCUUUGCCGAGCGCAUUGGACGCAAAAAGACAAUGAUAAUAGCUUCUUCCAUCUUCCUACUCGGCGGUACGCUCAUGACUGCAUCCCAAGGUAAACUGAACAUGAUUUAUGGUGGCCGUGCUAUAGCUGGUCUAGGCAUUGGCGCUUCAUCCAUGGUGGUGCCUGUAUAUAUUUCCGAAACUGCUCCACCCUCAAUCCGUGGCCGACUGGUCGGUAUCUUUGAGAUAGCGUCCCAAGGUGGCGGUAUGCUUGGCUUUUGGAUCAACUAUGCUGCCGAUCGAACCAUCGAUGUCAACUCCAAGACACAGUGGAUCGUCCCACUUGCCAUUCAGCUUGUUCCUGGAUUGUUGCUCCUUCUCGGUGUCGCAUGGUGCCCUGAAUCGCCUCGUUACCUUGCCAAGAAGGACAACUUCGAAGGCGCACAAAACAUUCUAUGCAAGAUUCGUUGCCUUGACGAAUCACAUGCUUACAUUCAACACGAGAUGAGCGAGAUCCGUGCUCAGGUUGAGGAGCGCAGUGCCAACCGCAAGAGCAAGAAGGACCAGUUUAUGAAGCUCUUCCAAAAGGGUGUCCGAAACCGCAUGGCGAUUGGACUUGCCCUCAUGUUCUUGCAAUCUUUCACUGGCGUAAACAUCAUUACCUACUACGCACCACGCAUCUUCGAGACUCUCGGUAUCUCAGGUACAUCGCUUAAGCUCUUCUCUACCGGCUUCUACGGCAUUGCAAAGACGCUUGGCAUGUUCACCUUCACCUUCUGGGUCGUUGAGAAGGUUGGUCGCCGUAAGGGUUUGAUCUGGGGUGCUGCUCUUGGUUGCAUUCCAAUGUGGUACAUCGGUGGCUACGUCAUGAAGGCAGAUCCAGCCGGUGCUGCACUCAGAGGAGAUGUCUCACGAAAUGGCUGGGGCUACCUGGCCAUGGUAUGCGUAUACGUCAACGCAUUUAUCAUUUGCGCUACAUGGCAAGGUAUCACCUGGACCUACGCAUCCGAGAUUUUCCCCUUGGAUAUCCGUAUGCUCUGCGUCUCGCUUACCACUGCCGAUACCUGGCUUGGUUCUUUCAUCAUCGCCCGAAGCACUCCCUACAUGAUUUCUGACCUAGGUUAUGGCGCAUAUUUCUUCUUCGCCUCUAUCCUUGUCGGCAUGGGUAUCUGGAGUUUCUUCUUCGUACCCGAGACAAAGGGUAUCAGUUUGGAGGAAAUGGACGCGCUCUUCAUGCGUCCAAUGCACAAGGCGGUAUGGGCACAACUUCGUGGCAAGCCCAUCCUUACCCAGGAGGAGGUUGUUGCGAGAAGCAAGGGAUUAGAUACGAUGGGAGAAAAGGAGUAUGGUAUUGAAACAAUAGAAGCCGUCAAGAGGUAA